AUCCCUGAAAACGCAAAGCGGUAUUUGUUCGAAUUUAACUGAGAAUUAGCUAGAAACAAAGAUGUCUAUCAUUACUUGUUACCUGUGAAACAUUUGAACGUUUGUUUGUCUCCAUCCAGUGCUUUGUGUAACGCAAAUUGUUGAUAGAAGAAGAAGCAAUAAAGAUGUCCGCGAAGAACGCCAGCUCCAUCCAGGUGUGCAUCAAGGUGCGUCCCUGCGAGCCCGAACUCACCUCCCUGUGGCAGGUGAAGGAGGGCUGCUCCAUCCACCUGGCGGACAGCCACGCGGAGCCCUGUGUCUUUGACUAUGUGUUCGGUGAGGGCGCCAGCAACCAGGAGGUGUUCGACCGGAUGGCCAAGCACAUCGUGCACGCCUGCAUGCAGGGCUUCAACGGAACUAUUUUUGCCUACGGCCAGACGUCGUCGGGGAAGACCUACACGAUGAUGGGCGACGGCCAGAACCCGGGCGUCAUGGUGCUGGCCGCCAAGGAAAUCUUCCAGCAGAUCUCCACGGAGACGGAUCGCGACUUCCUCCUGCGCGUGGGCUACAUCGAGAUCUACAACGAGAAGAUCUACGACCUGCUGAACAAAAAGAACCAGGACCUCAAGAUCCAUGAGUCCGGAAACGGGAUGGUGAACGUGAACUGCGAGGAGUGCAUCAUAACCAGCGAGGACGACCUCCUGCGCCUCCUCUGCAUGGGCAACAAGGAGCGCACCGUGGGCGAGACCAAUAUGAACGAGCGCUCCAGCCGCUCGCACGCCAUCUUUCGAAUUAUUAUCGAGUCCCGGAAGUCGGACCGCAGCGCCGACGACGCCGUCAUCCAGAGCGUGUUAAACCUGGUGGAUCUGGCUGGAUCGGAGCGGGCGGAUCAGACGGGUGCGCGGGGAGCUCGCCUCAAGGAGGGCGGCCACAUAAACAAGAGCCUGCUCUUCCUCAGCAACGUGAUCAAGAGCCUGUCCGAGAACGUGGACAACAAGUUCAUCAGCUUUCGCGACUCCAAACUCACGCGCAUCCUGCAGGCUUCGCUGGGCGGCAAUGCCUUCACCUCGAUCAUCUGCACAAUCAAACCCUCGAUCAUGGAGGAAUCGCAGUCCACCCUGAGCUUCGCCACGCGCGCCAAGAAGAUUCGCAUCAAGCCGCAGGUGAACGAGAUGGUCUCCGAUGCCACGAUGAUGAAGCGGCUGGAGCGCGAAAUCAAGGAGCUGAAGGACAAGCUGGCCGAGGAGGAGCGCAAGAACGAGAGCCAGUUGAAGGUGCAGGAUCUGGAGCGGCGCAUCAAGAGCGACAUGCACAAGAUCAUCUCGAGCACAUCGCUAGGGGACAAGUGUCGGCAGAAGCGUCGCCGUACUUGGUGUCCCACCGCUUCGGGCCAGGAGUUGGACCCUCCGGAGUCCGGCACCGCGAACGACUGUCUUGUCCAAUUCUCAAAGAUGUCUGCAUUACCGAAACCAACGUUCUUUCCCCAUUCCAAUUUCGGCAGACGAUUGGGUAACAUUCCCCAGACCAUUAACAUUCUCGGUUCCCUGAACAUUAGCACAGAUGGCAACGUGGACGACGAGCAAUUCCUGCCGGCAGAGUGCGUUGACUUCGGCUCCCCCGGCAUGGAUGUCCAGAUGGCCAGGCUGACCAGCAGGCAGUUGCCAGACCUUGCCCUAACCCCCAUCACGAGUCAGAUGGGUCCCGUAAUCAAGGAGAAGAUUAAGAGGGAGAUCCAGGACCUGCAAAUGUUCACCAGCUUAGAGAAGCAGUGCGAAGCGGAUUUUGAAGAGGUGAAGGUUUUGAAAGAAAGGCUGGAAGAGAACACAGCUCAGCGGGAGCAGUUAGAGCUAGAUUAUUCCACCGAAAAGGAGCGAUGCGAGUCUCUGCAGGCAGAGGUCACCAACUUGACAGCUGCCAAUCAGGCGGCGAAUUCAAAGAUCCACGAUUUGGAGGAGCAGCUGAGUGCUCUGAAAGAGACUAUGACCGCAUUGGAAGUGGCAAAUCGCGAUGCAGUGAGCCUGGAGUUUGAAUUCGAGGCCCACAAGAAAUCGUCGAAACUGCGUGUGAAUGAGUUGCUCUCAGUACUUUCAGAGAAAGAUUUGGCGAUAGAGAAAUUGCGAAAUUCCCUCGACGAAUGCAAUCGGGAAGUGCUGCGCAACAGCAAGGAGGCCAGAAUGCGUUCCAUUUGCCAAGCUCCGGAAGAAAGCGUCGACGGAACUUGCAAUAAGUGUGAGCAACUGGAGUCCUGCGAGUGUGAUCAUCUGCGAGCCGAAAUCGCCGCCACUCGUGCCAAGUUGGACAGUGUGCAGUCGGCCUUGAGCCAGGCAAGUAGUGAGGUGUAUGUAAAGACCACGGACUGCGAACGCCUCUCCAAGCAAAUUUCCACUGCCCAAGAUGACUUUGAACUGCUUCAGACGAAAUACAACACGCUGGAGCAGCAGUGGCAGGGUCAGCAGCUGGCCAUCGAGGCAUUGCAGUCGAACCAUGACACUAUUCAGGCAAACUAUCAAAAGCUGCAGGAGGAGUACGAGCAUCUGGGACGCACGUCAAAGGCUUCCGAGGCUGACAAUUCCAAACUGCAGACAGAAAUCGAAACUCUCAAGGAGCAAGUGAUGGAGGCCCAGAGCAUGCUUAAGGAUGCUCAGGUCUCCGCGUCUCUGGCAGAAGAAUUUAAGGCAAAAAAUCAAGAGCUUAAAGCGAAAAUCACUGAUUUAGAGUCUAACCUUAGCGAGAUCCAAAGCGAAUACGACUGCCUAUCCAACCAACUGAUGGAAAGUGUGCAGGAGAACGACGCCCUGCGGGAGGAGCUCAAGCAGCGCCCCUCCAGCUUCGAAGUGGACUCCAUGAAGUCAUCCGGUGUGGGCACCGAGUGCAGUGAACCGGAGCACGAGCUCGACCUUGAAAGUGAUCUCCUGCAGCAGUUUGUCCAGCUGUCUGAAUCGAUUCACCAAAUCGAACUCCAGCACCAUUCCGGCUGCAGUCGCCUCUUCAGAGCCAUCAAUUUAGAUCGCGAUCUGGAGGAGCCUGGCUUAAAGCUUUGCCUUGAGUCUGCGGAUUGUAUAGAGAGCGACAGUCGCCAGCUGGAUGCAUCCGAUUCCAUCAGCCUCAAGGGUUCCUUCAAGCGCCACAGGUUCCAGAUCAGGCGAUUAACCCAGGAACAGGUGAUAUUGGAGGAGGAAAGGCGACUCCUCGAUAUCAUUUCACAACUGGAACAGGAAGUGGCUGAGAAGAGUGCCCUUAUGGAGGCCACAGAGGCAACCAUUAACGAGAUGCGCGAGCAGAUGAGCAGCCUGGAGUCUGCCCUGCUGGAGAAGAGUGUCAUAGUGAACAAGGUGGAGGAUUACCAGCGCCAGAUCGAGUCCCUUGAGAAGCAAAAUGCGGAGAUGACAAUGGUGUACGAGGAGCUGCAGGACAAAGUAAUCCGGGAGAGCUCGAUGAGCGAGAAUCUGCUUGUAAUACCGCCUGACGAUGAUACCCUGCCAGGCGUCCACCCCUCAACUCCCGGUAUGAAAGAUCAGGAACCGCAGGAAGUGGCCACUCUCAAGGCUUCCCUUGCUGAGCUGAGGACCAGGGUGUGUGCAAUGCAGGAGGAGAUCGACAGUCAGCUGCGUCAAAUGCAACUCAAAGACGAGAACAUCGCCAAACUAUAUACGGAAAUCGAGGAGAUGAGCGAGCGCUGCCUAUCAAUGGAAGUGAGGAUGGCGGAGUUGGAGGAGGAUGCCAAGCAAAAGCAGGAGCUACUGGAUUGCCAGGCGCAAAAGCUGUCCGAUGGUGUACGCCUCAUCGAUCAGUUGCAGGAGAAAAAUGCUCAACUUGUCCAGCAAACGACUAAAGUGGAGGCUCCCUCAGAAUACGUUAACCAAAUCGAAGAACUUCGAGAAUCGUUAAGGACAGCAAACGAAGAACUAAGGGACACGAAGAGGGUAAAAGAGGAUGAAAUCAAUGCCCUACAGCUGAAGUACAUGAUGAAGAUGGAGGCCAGCGAGAGCGAGAAUUGCGCCAAACUCCGCUUGUGCAGCCAGGAGUUGGAGGAGUGCAAGGAUCGCUAUGAGAGCAGUGUGGCCGCUUUAAAGGAUCAGCUAACGCAGGCCGGAGAGGAGCUCGCCAGUGUAACGGCUCGCUGUCAGACGGAGUUGGAAGGCAUUAGGGGCACUCUCCAGGAAAAGAUUAACCACGCAGAGGAAGAGAGAAACAAAUUGAAUGCCCAGCAUCAGGCGGAGCUUGAUGGGUUAAGAGAAGCCCUGGAGAAGAAGAUUGCCGAGGCGGAAGCACAACAACUCAGUAUUGAAACCACACUGAAGGAGCAGUUGAGUCAAGCGCAGGAGGAGCGCGAGAAGGCAACCUCAAAGCUUGAGGAAAUGAAAAUUACUCUUGAGGAGAUGAUAGGUCACAGAAACACAAUGAGAGAAACAAUUGCUGAACUGGAGAAAUCCAAAUCUGAUCACGAAUUGGCGCUGGAUAAAGUGAAAGCGGAGAGAAUGCAGUUUGAGAAUCUGUACGAAAAAAGCCAGGAACAAUUGCAAAUUCAGUUGAGCAAUAUGGAGCAGAAUAACUUGGAUACUCAGGCACACAGUGAGCAACUAGAAAAGAUCACUGAGCUGCAGGCACAGUGCGAGCAGCAAGUUCAAGACAUGGAGAAGUUAAGUCAGGAAAAGAUGACCCUGCAGUUGGAGAUUCAGGAGGCAAAUGAACAUCUGUCAAACAGCCUGAAGAAAUGCGAGGAACUUGAAUUGCAAAUGAAUGCUCUUAAAACGCAGAAUGUGAUGGAGAAAAGCGAUUUAGAGGCAAAGCUAGAGACUUUCACUGCCAAGAUGAGUGAUCUCGAAGAAGCACUGCAAAAGGCACAACUGAAGACUCUUGAGCAUGAUGAUCUGAUUUCCCAGCACGAACGACUCAAAAUCUGUCUUUCCGAGGCAAACGAAGUGUCGUGUAAUCUGGAGAAAAAGAUUGAGUGCCUGAAUUCCGAACUGCUUACUUCCCAGGAAGGAAUCUCUAAUCGAGACGAUGAAAUCAAACAGCUUCGCUUGGAAUUAAAGCACGCUUUGGAUGCCAAGGAUACUACGAGAUCGGAACAAUUAGAACUGGUAGCUCAGCUAAAAGCAGUCGAGGAUAAAAUGUCAACUCAGGCGGGCAAUUUCCAACGCGAGUUGACCGAUCUCAAGGGUUCAAUGGAUGAGCUGCAGCUGAAACUUAAAUCCCUGCAAGAAACGAAAGAUAAUCUUGAGGCUGGAAAUGAGGAGCUUAAACUAAAGCUAAGGAAUGCUCAGGAUCUGCAGAACGCUUUGGAAGAGGAGCAAAAACUGUGCACAUCACUGAGAGCAAAUAUUGCCAAUCUGGAACAAUCAAAGACUCGCCUCGAAGAGCAAAUGCGAGUCGAAGUCGAUCAAAGAUUCAUGGAGAUGAGUCGGAAUUUUGAGCUUAGCCAAAACACAAUCGGGGAACUAACAACAAAGUGCGAAAAUCUGCGUUCCCAACUGGAAACCGAAACCAAUAACUUCCAAAGGAAAAAAGAGAGCUUGGACUUGAUAAUAUCAGAUUUGGAAAAGGAAAAACAGGAACUGGAAGAAAAGCUAUCCAUUCUUAAAGAAAAAGAUGAAACCAUUGAUCGACUGAAGGCUCAGUUGACAUCGAAUGAGGCAACUCUUUCAUCUCUGCAAGAAGCCAUGGAAGCGGCCAAUAAUAAAAGCCUCGAAAUGGGACAAAAGGUUGAUGAACUUUCAAGAGAAUGCGAGAUGCUACGAUCCGAACUGCAAUCAAAAGAAGCGUGUUUCCAAAAGGAAAAGCAUAUGUCGGACGGAACCAUUUCAAGUUUAUUGGAAGACAAACGCGGCCUGGAAAAAAAGUUGUGCACGUUCAAUGACAUUUUGAGCAAACAUGAGGAAUUUACAAAGGAGUGCGAGAAUUUGAGAUCAACUCUGAAAUCCAAGGAUGCCAGUUUCCGUAUGGAGAAGGAACGCAUGGACGGUACCAUCUCCAGUCUGCUGGAAGACAAGCGUAAUUUGGAGGAAAAAUUGUGCACGGUCAACGACAUUGUGACCAAGCUUCAGGGUGAACUAACUGCUUUGCAAGCCAUCAAAGGGAAUGGAAGCAACGCGUCUUUCGAGUCAAAUGCCUCGAACGGAUCGCCAGUUAAUGCGCCUGCUAGAAAGAGUUUGGACCGAAAUCCUGGUGCCAGUGGCCCAAGGAAAUCGUUAACUUCGGAGACUGAAGUGCGGAGGAAUCGACGAAUCAGCGUUCACGAUGAGCGGAGGCAGUCGUACUGGAACGACUUUCGGGAAUGUGGCACCAUGACGGAUCCCGUAGACAAUAAUUGCAACUGCGCGGAGCUUAACGCUAGGCUACAGGAGUGCCAGCGGGACUUCUUCAUUUGCGAAAGCAAGGUGACGGCAUUGAACAUGGAGCUGAAGCACCAUCCGCUGAAGGACGAGAAUGCGCAAUUGAAGAGGAGGGUUCUGGAGGAGCAGGAGAAGGCACGCGCCGAGCAGAAACGAUUUAAGGCAAAGCUACACGAUCUUAACGCUCGGAUCAAUGAUCUCACUGAUGCUGCAGCAUCAUCUGCAAUGCCGAUUGCCGACCAGCAAGAGCAGGCUAAAAAUAGUGUGAGGCCUGAAAUGGUAACAAGGGACACACAGACGGAGUCCGAACUGGAGGCAAUCCUGGAGAAAACCAACACAAAGUAUCAGGAUGCUGUUCAGUUGCUGCGUUUCCGCUACAACCUAAUCAAAGAGCUGGAAGGGAAGGUCAGGCAAAACGAAAACAACGACACUUCGAACAUCACCUCACUUACAGCUGGUCAAAACAGUGCGCUCAAGGCGCAAUGUGAAGCACAGAAGAGGGAACUAGCUGUCAUCCGAAAUAAAUACGAGUCGGCGAAACGCGUAUUGGGAAUGCGGAAAGAUGAGAUGGAUAAAAUUCGAGCAAAACUUGCUCAAUAUGAAGCAGGUGAAUCAACUAAAUAGGUUUCCAAGCUGUCAUAUUUUUAGUGUACAGAUCUUUAAGGCGUUGGUUUUAAGUUCUCUAUAAUAUGUCAUUAGCAAGCCUUUUAAAAGUCAUAUUUUAAACUUUUAGUUAACCUUUUCAUGCGCAGGUAAAAACAUGUAUUUAAAGCACACAUAAUCUUAAUAAGUUUAGGUUGAACAUUUGCAUAAAUUGCCAAAUUUUUCAAUUGCCUUUUGGGUGUUUUCAACUUAAACGUGUCUUUGAUUUAUAGUAUAUAUAGUUUUUAGUUUAUAUAUUCCACGUGAACUCGUUCCGCAAAUUUUGAGAAAAACACAGAUUGUCUUCAUAACGCGGCUUUAUUGUAAUAUCAAUAAAUAUUUAUAUAACUUUCUAA
Drosophila elegans is the source of this 7312-nucleotide messenger RNA. It is a transcript of the gene cmet, whose product is annotated as kinesin-like protein KIN-7O. Gene Ontology annotation, biological process: mitotic cell cycle; microtubule-based movement. The record is from RefSeq and is a predicted model, not a curated record. The transcript has 12 exons. Bases 165 to 6938 code for a protein of 2257 amino acids. Gene Ontology annotation, molecular function: plus-end-directed microtubule motor activity; microtubule binding; ATP binding. Lineage: Eukaryota; Metazoa; Arthropoda; Insecta; Diptera; Drosophilidae. Gene Ontology annotation, cellular component: microtubule.